GCGGAGCGGCCGGCUGCAGCCAGCGCGGGUGGGUACGGUGGCCACGGCCGGCUCGCUGCGAGGCUCGGAGGACCACUGUCGGGGAUCGGGCUACUGAAGGGCGCCUGCCUCGGUUUACCUCUCAGCGUUGUGGGCGAGCGCGACGGCCCUGGUGAAAUUCCGGCGGCACCCCGGAAAAGACAGUUCUGCCCCGCGAGGGAAACAGAGCCAUUGACUAUGGUUGCAACGGGCAGUUUGAGCAGUAAGAACCAGGCCAGCAUUUCAGAGUUGCUGGACGGUGGCUAUCAUCCUGGGAGUCUGCUAAGCGAUUUUGACUACUGGGACUAUGUUGUUCCAGAGCCCAACCUCAAUGAGAUGGUAUUUGAGGAGACAACAUGCCAGAAUUUGGUUAAAAUGCUGGAGAACUGUCUGUCCAAAUCCAAGCAAACCAAACUUGGCUGCUCCAAGGUCCUUGUUCCUGAGAAACUGACCCAGAGAAUUGCUCAAGAUGUCCUGCGACUUUCCUCCACAGAGCCCUGCGGCCUUCGAGGUUGUGUUAUGCACGUGAACUUGGAAAUUGAAAAUGUAUGUAAAAAGCUGGAUAGGAUUGUGUGUGAUGCUAGCGUGAUACCUACUUUUGAGCUGACACUUGUGUUUAAGCAGGAAACCUGCUCAUGGACAAGCCUGAGGGACCUCUUUAGCAGAGGACGAUUCUCAUCUGGCCUUAGGCGGACUCUCAUCCUCAGUUCAGGGUUCCGACUUGUUAAGAAAAAGCUUUACUCUCUGAUUGGAACCACAGUCAUUGAAGAGUGCUAAGGGGAAAAAACAGCUAUUGUUCUUUUGUGAGUGGACAAUAAAGCUCUGAAGCUACUCAG
Molecule: messenger RNA, 854 nt
Organism: Nannospalax galili (Upper Galilee mountains blind mole rat)
Lineage: Eukaryota; Metazoa; Chordata; Mammalia; Rodentia; Spalacidae
Gene: Ddit4l
Product: DNA damage inducible transcript 4 like
Exons: 3
Coding region: 217-795 (192 amino acids)
Biological process (GO): negative regulation of signal transduction
Cellular component (GO): cytoplasm
Source: RefSeq, a predicted model, not a curated record